AUGUUCUACGCUGCAGUAGAGGAGAAGCUCGACCCGUCGCUGCGCGAGCGGCCGUUCGCUGUCGGCAGCUAUGCCAUGCUGACCCCAAGCAACUACAUUGCUCGGGCGUACGGUGUGCGCUCGGGCAUGCCAGGCUUUAUAGCGAAGAAGCUCUGUCCUUCUUUGUGGAUACGUCCACCGCACUUUGACCUGUACCGCCGCGAGGCCGCCGAGGUGCGCGUCAUGGGCGCUCUGUACGAUCCCCACUACGUCGCCGUAGGGCUCGAUGAGCUAACUAUGGACGUCACCGACUACCUUCGCGCGCACCAGGAUCGCUCUGCCCAGGAUGUGUGCGCGGAGUUCCGCCGCCGCGUCGAGGCGGCGACGCAGCUGACGUGCAGCGGAGGGAUCGCCCACACAGCGGCCUUCGCAAAGCUGGCCAGCAACGUGAACAAGCCGAAUGGGCAGCACAUUCUAACGCUGCGCACACGUGAGGAGGUGCUAGCUCACGUCCGUGAUAUGCCGGUACGCGAUGUGCCAGGGAUCGGCUUUGCAACCGAGCAGCGGCUGCACGCCCUCGGUGUAGUCACGUGCAAGGACUUUCUCGCGCGGAAGGCGGAACUGUGCUACUUGUUUCGCGAGAAGACAUUCGCGUUUUUACCUCUCGGUGGGCCUAGGACUCGUGCGCACCCACGUCGAUCGCUCCAACGCGGAGCGAGAAGCCGCCGCGGCACCGCCGAGCGUGGCGGCGGCAACGAAGCCCAGCUCUGCGGCACAUUCGAAAUCACGUCUUCCUCGUGCAUCGGCCAGUCCAUCGCCCUCUGCGCUCAGGGCGGUCGUUCCAGAUCACCGUGCGCAGAAGUCGACUGGGAAGUGUGUCACCCUGGCGCGCGGUGUGCCUAA
Leishmania major strain Friedlin is the source of this 882-nucleotide messenger RNA. RefSeq names its product putative DNA polymerase kappa. Gene Ontology annotation, cellular component: nucleus. Gene Ontology annotation, biological process: error-prone translesion synthesis. Bases 1 to 882 code for a protein of 293 amino acids. Gene Ontology annotation, molecular function: DNA-directed DNA polymerase activity. The transcript has a single exon. The record is from RefSeq and is a predicted model, not a curated record. Lineage: Eukaryota; Euglenozoa; Kinetoplastea; Trypanosomatida; Trypanosomatidae.